Molecule: messenger RNA, 1262 nt
Organism: Saprolegnia diclina VS20
Lineage: Eukaryota; Oomycota; Saprolegniomycetes; Saprolegniales; Saprolegniaceae
Exons: 9
Coding region: 5-1135 (376 amino acids)
Source: RefSeq, a predicted model, not a curated record
CGCAAUGGCGGGCUCGAAGCGCGAGGAAAUUGGCGCGACGAUGGCCGCGCUGCGGGCGCAGCGAGCGAGCGACGAGGCUGCCCGUGCGGCCAACGAGGUAGCGAAGCGCGACCACACGCGAAGCCUGCUCAAGCUCAUCGCACUCGACUCGGAGUUUCGCGACGACCUCAUCGCAUUUGACGAGGAGUGCAAGCUACAGUGCGAGCGCCACGACCUCCAGCAGCAAAUACGAGAGCUCGACGCCGAGUACCAAGCCGCCAAAUACGCUCACGCGGGCGACGGCGACAAACGCCGCAAGCACGAGCUUUUGGCGGCGGCCAAAGCCAAGCGCGACCAAGGCACGGUGCUGCUUCGCGCCAAACUGACAGAGCUUGGCGAUCCACCGGCGUCGCCCUUGAAGAAGGCGCCGUCGCGCCUCACGUCGAGCGGCGUCAAGGAGAUGAAGGCCGAGAUCAAGCGGCUAUGGCGCGAGAAGCAUGCGAUGCCGGAUCCCAAAGUCGCCUACCUCGAGAUUGGCAAGCUUCUGCGCAAGCUCGGCGACGAGGUCAAGGCCAUCGAGUACGUGACCAAAGCUGUCGGUCCCAACGCCAAGGCGACCAACGCGAUGGUGCCACCGACGCCCGACGAGCUCGCGACGCUUCGGCGCAUCGAACACAAGCGCUUGUGUGAAGCGCACUCGAUUCUCUUCCACUACUACUUGAAGCUGCCCGAUGCGCAGCGCUGCGAAGAACAUAUGGUGGCCUAUCUGGCCUUAGCCGACGGCGACGUGCGCAUCAAGACGCUCAUCUACCUCGACAAGCUCCUCCGCCGCGUGAGUGGCGUCGACCAAAUUGGGCAGCCGACGGUCGAGAGCAUGACGCAGUCCAUCAUGGUGCGCCGCAGCCUUGGAUGCUUACCAGAUCUCCGUUUUCGCGUCCUGACGCAGCUGAGCGCAGCCUUUCCACAUGACGCAUAUCUGCUCUCGUCGAUCGCGAGCCUCAACGUCCGGCGCUACGACUUUGGCGCCGCCAGGACCGCGACCGACGCAUACACGUCGCUUCCCGAGAUCGCGCGCCUGCACCUGAGCGCCGACGUCCUCGAGUACGUUCCAGCGCCGGCGCUUCGAUGGCCACCGCCGGCUGGCUCCACUUGCUAACGCGUGCUGGCCCGCUGCGUGGGAUUGGCCUCGGGCCCACGAUCUCACCUGACAUACCACGCCUGGUCGGAAUUGUUGACAAAAACAGGGACUGUUGCGGAAUCGUGAAUGGAUUUAUUGUAUGCAA